Hansenula anomala is the source of this 1880-nucleotide messenger RNA. Its product is annotated as sodium:solute symporter family protein. NCBI's taxonomy places the organism in Eukaryota, Fungi, Ascomycota, Saccharomycetes, Phaffomycetales, Wickerhamomycetaceae. The annotation marks the transcript as partial. Gene Ontology annotation, cellular component: plasma membrane. Gene Ontology annotation, molecular function: putrescine transmembrane transporter activity; urea transmembrane transporter activity; spermidine transmembrane transporter activity. The record is from RefSeq and is a predicted model, not a curated record. The transcript has a single exon. Gene Ontology annotation, biological process: putrescine transport; spermidine transport; urea transmembrane transport.
UUUUCCCUCAAUCUGUAGGAUGGGGGUUAGUUGUUGGCGUUGGGUUUGCCUUUGCAGUGAUUAUGGUUACUACAACUUAUCUAUUAGAAAAAUUUCGUGGUGAAGUUCAAACUUCUGAAAUGUUAAUGACUGGUAAUCGCUCAAUGAAAACUGGGUUAAUUUCAGCAGCUGUUGUAUCGGGAUGGACUAUUGGGUCAACUUUAUUAUUGUCUUGUACGACUGCAUAUCAACUUGGUGUUAGUGGGAGCUAUUGGUAUGGUGCUGGUGCCUGUGUUCAAAUUAUUGUUUUCUCCGUUGCAGCUAUUGAAAUCAAAAGGAAAGCUCCAACUACUCAUACUUAUCAAGAAAUUGUCAGAGUUCGUUAUGGUAAAGCUACUCAUUUAUUAAGUUGUGCGUACUCUUUCUUUCAACAGAUUUGUUACUCAACAAACUUGUUAAUUAAUGGCUCUUCAAUUAUUGCAAACUUGACAGGUAUCAACAGAGAUGCAUCAAUUGUUAUUUUACCUUUCUUUGUUACUAUUUAUACAUUGUUUGGUGGUAUAAAGGCAACUUUUAUUUCAGAUUACGUUCACACUGUAAUCAUUUUCAUCAUUUUAUUAAUGUUCAUUUUUGUUACUUAUGCAACAAGUGAUAAAUUGGGGAGUCCAGGCGCACUGUAUGAUUUGUUAGUUAUUGCGGCCAAAGAAGAGCCUGUUGCUAAAAAUCAUGAAGGUUCUUAUCUUACAAUGACAUCUGUUAAUGGAGGAUUAUUUGGUUUGGUUCUUCUAGGUGCAGGUUUUGCAGCUGCUUCAGAUUCUCAAUUGAUGCAAAAAGCUCUUGCUGCAGAUCCGAAAUAUGUUUUGAAAGGAUAUAUAAUUGGUGGGUUAUCAUGGUUUGCCAUCCCAUUUGCAUUAGCUACAACUCUUGGUCUUGCAUGUCGUGGGUUAGAAAAUACAUCAUCUUUCCCGACUUAUCCAAACAAGUUAUCAACUCAACAGAUCAAUGAUGGGUUGGUGAUGCCAAUUGCGGCUUAUGCGUUGCUGGGUAAAAUAGGUGGCGGUGGUGUGUUGACUAUGAUUUUCAUGGCUUGUACAAGUGCUUAUAGCUCUGAAGUUGUUGCUGUCUCAAGUACCUUAUCUCAUGAUAUUUAUAAAGCUUACAUCAAUCCAAAAGCUUCUGGUAAGCAGUUGGUUUUGGCAAGCCAUAGUGGUGUUAUUGGAUUCUUUAUCGUUUGCAGUGCUUUAGCAAUUGGAUUAGCACAUGCUGGGUUUGAUGUUUCUUUUAUUACUACAGUAUCAGGUAUUGUUGUUAACGUGAAUAUAGUUCCAAUGGCUUGUACACUGUUUUGGAAACGUAUGUCAGCAUUUGCAUAUAUUGUCGGAACUGUUGUUUCAACUUGUGUUUCUUUAUCGAUAUGGAUAGGGUAUGCUGCUAGUCAAGCUGAUAAUGUGGUAAAUUUGACAACUUUGAGUACUUAUGAUGCAUUGGCUGCAGGUAACACACUCGCAGUUUUCUUUCCUGCCAUUUUUGUUCCCAUCUUGGUAUUGAUUAAACCUGCUAACUUUGAUUGGGAAAUUUGGAAAACAGAUAUCCAACAAGCUGAUGAUUCUGAGAUUAAUGAAGAACAUGGGUUGACCAAUAUUUUGAGUGGAGAAAGGUUAACAGAAAAAAUUGUUAGCGAAGAAAGAGAAAAGGACGGAUUUUUAAAGAGACAAAGAAAUAUUGGUUUCGCUUGUACUGCAUUCCUUAUAUUCUUCUUUCUGGUGAUUUUCCCUCUUCCAAUGUAUGGAAGUAAAUACAUUUUCACUAGAUGGUUUUUCACAGGUUGGGUCGUUGUUAUGUUUAUAUGGGCUUUUAUUGCAAGCUCUGUCAUCACUCUCUUGCCAAUAUGGGAUGGUAGA